Molecule: messenger RNA, 1317 nt
Organism: Ramularia collo-cygni
Lineage: Eukaryota; Fungi; Ascomycota; Dothideomycetes; Mycosphaerellales; Mycosphaerellaceae
Product: related to MFS multidrug transporter
Exons: 2
Coding region: 1-1317 (438 amino acids)
Biological process (GO): transmembrane transport
Molecular function (GO): transmembrane transporter activity
Source: RefSeq, a predicted model, not a curated record
AUGUUUGCCACCUUCGGAUCCAGUGUUUAUGCGCCUGCUGUCAAUGAGAUUGCCCAAGAAUUCAAUAUUGGCACAGAGGUCUCCAUCCUGGGGAUAUCACUCCUACUGGCUGGAUUCGGGAUUGGACCGCUGAUUUGGGCGCCCCUGAGUGAGGUGURUGGUCGCAAAAUUGCCGUGCUGACACCCUUCUUCAUCGCUGCCAUGUUCACCUUCGGGGCCGGGGCUGCAAAGGACGUCCAGACCUUGAUGAUCACAAGGUUCUUCCAGGGGUUCUUUGGCAGCGCGCCGGUGACGAACACUGGAGGUGUGCUUGGAGAUAUCUGGUCGGCAGACGUGCGUGGAGUGGCGAUGAUCGGGUAUGCGAUGGCUGUGGUCGGUGGGCCGACUUUUGGACCCGUCAUUGGCGGAGCGAUCAUUGUUACCGGUACGGGAUGGCGCUGGACGCAGUACGUGACUGGCAUUGGGAUGAUGUUUAUGGUGGUCCUCGACGUCAUCGUGUUGGACGAAAGCUAUUCACCCGUUCUGCUGGUUAAGAAGGCUCGUGCGCUUCGAUAUGAAUCCGGAAACUGGGCAUUGCAUGCUCCACACGAGGAGUGGAACGUCACGCUCUCGGAAUUGAGCCAUAAGUACCUCGUUCGGCCAUUCCAAUUACUCACGACCCCGAUAUGCUUUUUGAUGGCGCUAUACGCCUCCUUCUGUUAUGGAAUACUGUACGCUUCUUUGGCUGCAUUUCCCAUUGCUUUCGAGGAGGUGCGUGGCUGGAACGCUUUGGUAGGCACCCUGCCUUUUCUGGCAAUGCUCAUUGGAAUCCUCAUCGGCGCGGUCGGCAACUACUGGAAUCAGAAGUUUUAUGUUGCCCGAUGGAAAGCCAAUGACUUCCGACCUGUGCCUGAAGCCCGUCUUCCUCCAAUGAUGGUGGGCUCGGUCGUCUUCGCCGGCGGCCUCUUUACAUUUGCUUGGAGCUCCGGCGCUAAAGUGCAUUGGAUCGUGCCGUGCAUCGGCAUCGCGUUGGAGGGCAUAGGCUUCUUUACGAUUUUCCAAAGCGCCCUCAACUACUUAAUUGAUACCUUCCAACGAUAUGCAGCAAGUGCGGUGGCGGCCAAUACGGCCCUUCGGUCAGUUUUCGCCGCAGCUUUUCCACUGUUCAUCGCCCCAAUGCUGCAUUCUCUGGGUCUCGGAUGGGGGAUCAGUAUAUUCGGCUUCUGUGCAGUGGCAAUGAUCCCAAUCCCAUACCUCUUCUAUUUGUAUGGCAAGAGGAUUAGGGCAAGAGGCGUUUGGUCGAGGGAAAGCGUUUAUCCGGAUGAGAGGGCCAAGUGA